Erpetoichthys calabaricus (reedfish) is the source of this 3270-nucleotide messenger RNA. Its product is annotated as secretory carrier-associated membrane protein 2-like. The transcript has 9 exons. The coding region runs from base 95 to 1102 and encodes 335 amino acids. Lineage: Eukaryota; Metazoa; Chordata; Cladistia; Polypteriformes; Polypteridae. Gene Ontology annotation, cellular component: trans-Golgi network membrane; recycling endosome membrane. The record is from RefSeq and is a predicted model, not a curated record. Gene Ontology annotation, biological process: protein transport.
AGCGAGUAUCCAGGAAGUAGUCUGGAGUUAUCCGCAGGUCUCCUGUACGGCGCUACUUGUUUUUCUUGAGAGCCUUAAUCAGGGUUGAUACGAAAUGUCGGCCUUCGAUAACAAUCCGUUUGCGGAUCCAGUGGAUGUCAACCCAUUUCAGGAUCCUUCUGUAACGCAGUUAACCAGCUCCAAUAAUGAUAGAAUUGAAGAAUUCAACCCUUUUACAGAAAGUUCGCGUUUGACUAAUCCAGCUCAGACAACUGUUCCAGCUCAAGUGAAUGCUUCGCAACCUGCUGUUUUACAGCCUUCAGUUGAGCCUAGUGCAAAGGCUAAGGUUACAGCUGGACAAACUAACCUACUUAAGCAACAAGAAGAGCUGGAAAGAAAGGCAGCAGAGUUAGACCGCAAAGAAAGGGAGUUGCAAGCAAAGGAAGUUCCUAUUUCAUCAUCCUCAUCCAAAGAAAAUAACUGGCCCCCUUUGCCAAGAAAUUGUCCGGUUAAGCCUUGCUUCUAUCAAGACUUCAAUGAAGAAAUACCAGUAGACUUUCAGAGGACAUGCAAAAUGAUGUACUAUCUUUGGAUGUUACAUACAGUCACAUUGUUCCUCAACUUGCUGGCAUGCUUGGCAUUGUUCAUAGUUAAGGCUGAAAAAGGAGUGGAUUUUGGUUUGUCCAUUUUGUGGUUUAUCCUCUUCACCCCUUGCGCUUUUCUCUGUUGGUACAGACCUGUUUACAAAGCUUUUAGGUCAGACAGCUCCUUCAAUUUUUUUUUCUUCUUCUUUGUGUUUUUCUUCCAAGUUGUUGUAUAUGUGAUACAAGCUGUUGGAAUCCCAAACUGGGGUAACAGUGGCUGGAUAUCUGCUUUAUCUGUGAUAAAUGACAACCUGGCUGUUACCAUAAUUAUGAUAAUUGUGGCUAUUUUCUUCACCACUUGUGGAGUUUUAUCAAUCAUCCUACUGAAAACAGUUCAUUCCAAAUAUAGACGUACAGGUGCCAGCUUCCAGAAGGCCCAGGAGGAGUUCUCCCAUGACGUGCUUUCAAACAGAAGCUUUCAGCGUGCUGCAUCUAGUGCUGCCUCUUCUGCUGCCCAGGGCGCCUUCCAAGGAAAUUAGUGUGGAAGAAAAAUGGGGAAAUUGUCAGAUCUGUCAGAUAACUUUAUUACUGAGAAGUUGCACUUUCAGAUUAUUACAAUUUCAUGUAUGGUGUGCUUACUGUACCUGUUGGUUUAAUACACGUUUGACUGAGUUUAAUGUUAACAUAACCCUGUUAUGAUCAGGCCACAUACAUUAGUCUGUGAAAGAAAAGUUUUCUUUAUAAAUCAAAAAUUCCAUAAGAUCAUGAGGACUCAAUCAAGCAGAUAUGACUCAUGAGAGUCCAAAUAUGUUCUUUUACCCCCGAGUAACACUCCUUAUUCUGAUCAGUGUAAAAUUCUGUAUUUAUAUCCUUUUUCUUGUAUUUUGCUUUUUUCUCUCUCUCUCUCUUUUAUACAAAUCAGACCAAGUUAAAUUUUCAUCUUUGUUCACUUUUUAAUUAUUUGAAGAGUAUUGAAGCUUUCAAACUAGGAAGAGCUUGGUUCUUACACUGGGUUUUUUAUUAAACGGCCAGCCUUCCACAGUUUCAUAGACCUGCAAGUUCCAGUAAUAAAUGAAACUUUCCUUUAAAGGUUUGGCUGUUCUUUGGUUCACUAAGCUGCCGUUUCUCACUAAGUACUAAGUGACAUUGAGAACAAAUAGGAAAAUCCUUAUUUUGAUCAAUUUGGAAAUGAUGUCUUCUUCUCCAAAUGUAUUUUUGUAUGAGAUCUACAACUGUGAUGCUUUUGUAAAAGUUCCCAUUUUAUACCAAAGGGAAAUAUCUUGAGGAUUAUUACAGAUUUAUCAGCAUGUGUUAAUAAACUAAAACUAAAGUAUUAUAUUUCUUUUAAAAUAAUUGCCAGCUUGUCAAGUAUCAUCUUGUACUGUAAUGAAGGAUUUUUUGAAUGUAUGUACUUUAGCUACUAUUGCCUUAAAAUAUAGAAUAAAAGACUAGCUUUAGUGUAUUUUGACCAACAAAUGCUAUUAUUUAUUAUAGUCCCAUUUUCACAUCUAAAAUUAAACCAGCAUCUGCAGUUGCAUUUCUGAAAGGUUCAUUGCCAGCAUAUUUCUGAUACUUAAAAUUUGUAAUAAUUCUGUUUGUUACACUGAGUAUUCAAUUUCUGAUCAUCACACAUUACAGUCGUUUAAUUCUUUUGGUAUGCAAAGUCGGGAAAGGUUCUACUCCUAGAAAAACGUCGUCUUCACCCAUGAAUUCAUUACAGGAGUUGCUCUGGAGCACACAAACACGGCUUUACAUGCGUGUAGUGUUUGUGAUUUGUUUUUUCACCAAUUGCUUAAUGCAAAUUUCGGCACAUAUAAGAAAGCAGCCUUAGAAUAUUAAGAAAUACACUUUACACAAUGAGAAAAGAAAAAUCUAAUCUCUUCAGAUUUUUAGUUUAUUCAAAGAAGACGAAGCAUUUAAUUAAUGCUGCACAUUAGACUUGAAAUUAAGAGAAACUUUUUCAAGUUGUAAAUAUAAUUUCCAAUCCUAGAAGCAAAAUCUAUCAUUUUUAAAGAAUGUAUUCGGUGAAGGAUUUUUGCUGAUCCCAUAUUCUUGUACAGCGAAUGCAUCAUUUUUUCUAACUGAUUAUAAUAAUAUUAUACGUAACUCAGGUUUUGCGAUAAUUGUGCCUUCAGUAAUGUUGUUAAUUGGAAAGGUUACAUACUUUUUCCUUCUUUGGAGGAAAUGCUCUCACACUGGAGUCAACCUUGUGAAAAGUUUUUAGCUGCAAAACAAUCUUGAUACUGAGCAGCAGCAGCCUAGUAGGAGUUCUUCAUUCUGCUGCAGGCCUUCUUGGCUUGAGGACAAAUGAAGUAAAUAAAGACAUGUAAUCAUUUUAUUUAAAAAUGUUUAACUGCCUUAAGGUAAAAUGGUAGUAUUGUGCUGGGAAAAUAUGUAUGAACAAAUUUUGUUUGUUGUUUAGGCUGAGAUUUCAUCUUUUUGUAUCCACACACUGCAUCUUUAACGUCUCUUAUGUCUUAAAAAUGUGUUUUUGGUUUGUGUUUUCUUAGCUGUAGUACAAGGUCCUUGGCAUAUGGGAAUAACUCUUGGCAUUGUUUAAAUAUGUAUAAUUAUUGAUUUAAUGAUAAUAGUUCUUAUCUGUAUAAGGGUUAUUUUACAUUUUAGUAUACUGGGUAUUUUCUUGCUGUAAUUUAAAACUGUAAAUUAAAUGUUAAUUAAAUCAAUGUUGUAAAGAAAAAAUAUGAAA